AUGUGGUGGGAGGGAGUGGUUGUCAGUGAAUCGACAGCGCCGAGGCAGGGGUGCGGGCGCAUGUCGCAGAAACAGCGAGCCAUGCCGUCGGAAGAAUCAGGGGAGAGCGCGGGCUGGAUCAAGGAUGAUCUUUGUUGUGGUUUUUGGACGUCGAAAGUUGCAUUCUCCUGGCCUCCACCGAAUGACUUUGGCAUUGCUCAGAUCGUGUUGUUUGUUGCGGCGCGUAUUCUUUUGUAUCUCAAGGGCGUUGCCAAUGGCUCUUUCCAGUUCUACGUGCCUCUUGGUACUUCGCCGCGACUCCGUCGCAAAAAUGGAAGGCACCUGGGUCUCUCUUUCGUUACCAUCCCUUUACAAUAUACAACCAUGUCAAAAAGAAACCCAUAUUCUGCGGCGAUCCACUAA
Molecule: messenger RNA, 402 nt
Organism: Sporothrix schenckii 1099-18
Lineage: Eukaryota; Fungi; Ascomycota; Sordariomycetes; Ophiostomatales; Ophiostomataceae
Exons: 1
Coding region: 1-402 (133 amino acids)
Source: RefSeq, a predicted model, not a curated record